This is a messenger RNA of Neocloeon triangulifer, 1110 nucleotides long. Its product is annotated as actin-binding Rho-activating protein-like. Gene Ontology annotation, biological process: positive regulation of Rho protein signal transduction. The transcript has 6 exons. The record is from RefSeq and is a predicted model, not a curated record. NCBI's taxonomy places the organism in Eukaryota, Metazoa, Arthropoda, Insecta, Ephemeroptera, Baetidae. Gene Ontology annotation, molecular function: actin binding. The coding region runs from base 177 to 770 and encodes 197 amino acids.
CUGACCGAGUUCGCAACACUCAUCAACCGGCUGCAGUCGCGAGAGCGGUGAAUGAGCGACCCCGACUAGCGAUUCGCACACUUUGCCAGCUGCCGCUGCUGCCAACACACAAUUGAAAUCAACGCGCCGCGAAUCGGCUUUUCGCAUUACAACAGAGGAAGCUCGAACACUUUCGAAUGACCAUGGCUGCAGCAUCAUCCUCGGCGCAGGACGACGCACUCAAAUAUUUGCACGCCCCUUCGGACAUGCGACACUGUCGAGGGGUGUUGUCGGACAAGGUGGCCAUCUUCAACGGACACGCACAGACGCACCUGGCCGGACAGGCGCGCAACCCGUUCAGCGGACACGCGGCCGACGGGAAGCCGGUGCUGGACACGAAAGACGCAAAUUACGGCAGACCUGUCGAGGGAUCAAAAACUGACCAGCGGGGCAAGAAAGCGAUGCAGCACGUGGCCAAGGAAAUGCUCGAGUUGUGCGAGAUCAUCAACGAGUACGGCCAGAUGGUGCCUGCCAGCGACGAAAUCAAAUUCAUCCGCUUCGGCGAGCUCUUCAAUAUUUACACCAUCAUUUCUGACAAGGUUGUGGGCUUGUUGCUCAGAGCCCGAAAACACUGUUUCGUCGAUUUCGAGGGCGAGGUUUUAUUCCAGAGGAGAGACGACGACGUUCCUGUUUUGUUGAUCAAACCCAUCCAGGAGAUCAGAACGAUAUUCAAGAGUGGAGAGGCUCUCAACCACGGGACCAACAGCUACGCUGCGGUCAGCAAAAGAUGAUAAUCAUCCAGACACGUUUCUCAAUAUUUCCAUGAACGAGGGUGUGAAAUUGUCGACUUUUUUUAGAGAGAGAAAGAGAGAGAAUGGCGGGGAGAAAUCAUUCAUAUACGUUGGUUAAUUAUUGUACAUAUUUCAGAGCUUAACUGUUGUUCUCAGAAUUUCUGCAUCUUAAACUCUAUUUUACUUUAUUUUGACUAGAAUGUAAUAAUUAUUUAAUUGUUAAACGUUUAGUUAAUGCGAUGCUGACAGUGAAAUUGUGUAUUAUUUUUGUCAAUCAGAAGAGAUGGAAUUCUUGUGACCGCAUAAUAAUAUUUUAAUUAAAAAUAGAUUUGGAAAAAUG